CGUCUGCUUGUUUGUUGAUAAAACAAAAUUUUUUGCGUGAUAUUCGAUCAUUCGAUGCAAUCCGAGAAAUAUAUUAAAUGUAUUAUGCUUUAGCUCACGAAAGCUGAGAUAUUUGUAAUCCAUGAGUCUUUCUUCCAGUUGUACUCGUGAUGAGUGCAUACGGUUCGUCGUCGAUUUCUUGGAAGUAUCAGUUCAUCAGAUUUUGUGGACACGCAAUUUAUACCCAAAGGAAAUUUUCAGGCAAACACAAAUGUUUAAUGUUUUAGUCUAUAAAUCAAUCCAUCCUGAGGUUAACAGUUAUGUAAACAAUGCCUUAAAUACCAUUAAAACACUGUUAUCAAGUGAUUUCGUAGAGAAAUUGGUAAUGGUCAUCAAGGACAAUGGCCAACCUAUUGAGAGAUUUGUCUUUUCGUUCCAUUCCUACUACAAGACAACUCCAAGUGGAAAAGUUAUGUUGAAUGUGAACGAAGUCCGACAACAAGCAAGAGCAAUAUGGUUGACAAUGAUGCAAAGAUUUGGUUCAGAAAUUCAAGGCAAUAGAGGGGACUGUACAUUCGCGUUCGAAAUCCACACAAGGAACGUUACUUAUGACAAGAUUCUCGAAAGGCAGUCAAAGACCGAGGACUUCCAAUGGAUUGUGGCUGAUAAAAUAAUGAAUCCCAAUAGUGUGGUUCCCAUCAGGAAAUUAGACAGCCAUCCCUUCUGCAUAGACGUUUACACAGAGGAUUACCGCGACGACGACUCGUAACAUGAAAUGAUGCUGCUAAAUAAACGUGAACUUUCACGCUGUAAAUACGAUGCUUGAUUUUAAAUAAAUCUCAGCAGGCUGAGAAAAAAAGGAA
Messenger RNA from Daphnia pulex (common water flea), 842 nucleotides. RefSeq names its product mitotic spindle assembly checkpoint protein MAD2B-like (gene PolZ2). Lineage: Eukaryota; Metazoa; Arthropoda; Branchiopoda; Diplostraca; Daphniidae. Gene Ontology annotation, cellular component: zeta DNA polymerase complex. The record is from RefSeq and is a predicted model, not a curated record. The transcript is spliced from 5 exons. Bases 122 to 748 code for a protein of 208 amino acids.